UAAAGAUGAAAUUCCACGUAGGCAGACAGUUAAAAAUGGUAGUAGCAGCACGGCACCUACUUGCAAACUGAUGAUGAAUGCGUUCCGCGUUGGUAACAGAUUUCCCACUAAUCUCGAUUCUUCUAAAUCAAACUCUUUCUUCACUUCCAUUUCUAUUUUCAUUCAUGCAUUUAGUAUGACCGCACCGACGAAGAUUUCUCACGCGCCGCCUUACCGCUGGUGAUUCCGUCGACGAAAUGUUACAGGAGUCCAAAACCCUCCAUCUCCGGUGCGCCCUCGCUGCGGCGCUAUUCUUCGCUACCGUUUCUCUCUCUUGCUUAAUCCUCUUCAGAGACGUUGAUUCUUACAGAUUCUUUUCUGGUUUCUCUUCCUCUUAUGCUCUUCCUCGUUUUCCUACCUUCUUUCCGCUGGUGACUGUUGAUCCUUCUGUGACUACCAAUGAAUAUCCACUUGAAAGAAUUUUGAACGAUGCUGCCAUGGAAGACAAAACUGUUAUCUUGACCACAUUAAAUGAAGCAUGGGCAGCUCCAAAUUCUGUCAUUGAUCUUUUCCUUCAAAGCUUCAGGAUAGGAGAUCAUACCAGUAGGCUUUUAAACCAUUUGGUAAUCAUUGCAUUGGAUCAAAAGGCAUUUGCACGCUGUCAAGUUAUACAUACCCAUUGCUUUUCUCUUGCUAAUGAAGAAGCUGACUUUCAUGAAGAAGCAUACUUUAUGACUCCUAGCUACUUGAUGAUGAUGUGGAGAAGGAUUGAUUUCCUGCGUUCUGUUCUUGAGAAGGGAUACAAUUUCGUGUUUACGGAUGCCGAUAUUAUGUGGUUUAGGGACCCAUUUCCGCGGUUUCACCUUGAUGCAGAUUUCCAGAUAGCAUGUGAUCAUUUCACAGGUGGCUUUGAUGAUGUAAUGAACAGGCCCAAUGGAGGGUUCAACUUUGUGAAGUCCAAUAAUAGGUCAAUAGAAUUUUACAAAUUCUGGUACUCUUCUCGAGAAACCUAUCCUGGAUACCAUGACCAAGAUGUCCUUAACUUCAUCAAAGUUCACCCUUUCAUUGCUGAUAUUGGACUGAAGAUGAGAUUUUUGGAUACAACAAAUUUUGGCGGGCUUUGUGAGCCAAGUAGGGAUUUAAACCAAGUUUGUACGAUGCAUGCAAAUUGUUGCUUUGGUAUGGAUAGCAAGCUUCACGACCUCAGAAUUAUGCUUCAGGAUUGGAAACAUUAUUUGUCCUUGCCUCCAAAUUUAAAGAAACUGUCCGUUGUUUCCUGGAGGGUUCCUCAAAAAUGCAGCCUUGAUUCUCUCAGGCACCAUGGUUCACCAGAGCAAAGUGUUCAAGGUUAAUAUUUUGGUUGCCUGUGUCACAUUUAAAUGUCCAAGUUCACCGAUGCUCUAGGAUGAAAGGUUCAAUAUAACAUUGAAUUGGAAAAUUAAUUUUGAUAAACCAGCAUCUGAAGGAAAAAUCCUUCCCCACUAAAUUCCACUUAGGCAGUGUGAAAGAUGUAGCGUGCUGUUCAAUUCAUUGAUUUUUAACCGUUUCCUAAAUUAAUUUUUUUGUGCUUUCAACGAUUUUGUGCA
Messenger RNA from Medicago truncatula (barrel medic), 1565 nucleotides. RefSeq lists its product as uncharacterized. Lineage: Eukaryota; Viridiplantae; Streptophyta; Magnoliopsida; Fabales; Fabaceae. The transcript is spliced from 4 exons. Bases 237 to 1331 code for a protein of 364 amino acids. The record is from RefSeq and is a predicted model, not a curated record.